Messenger RNA from Endocarpon pusillum Z07020, 3501 nucleotides. RefSeq lists its product as uncharacterized. Gene Ontology annotation, biological process: transmembrane transport. Lineage: Eukaryota; Fungi; Ascomycota; Eurotiomycetes; Verrucariales; Verrucariaceae. Gene Ontology annotation, molecular function: ATP binding; ABC-type transporter activity; ATP hydrolysis activity. Gene Ontology annotation, cellular component: membrane. The record is from RefSeq and is a predicted model, not a curated record. Bases 1 to 3501 code for a protein of 1166 amino acids. The transcript has a single exon.
AUGCUCACAACAUUGCACGCCCUGUCACCAGCGGCCGUUUUCCUGGCAUACUUCAUUGCUUCGCUCGCUCAUCCUUUUGGGCACCAGAAACGACUUUCAGUACAGGGAAACAAUCGAUCAGGCAGAUCUCGCCGUGUGGCUUGCACGAUACUCACAACAUUGGUGGCGGCAACGUACAUAUUGGAGUCUAUUCUUCUUGCAUGCGUGCUCCCUGGCCAUGCUGCGACAUCCUCGGAUGAAAGCUUGAUUUUCACGCUUUACUCGUGUCUCGUCUGGCUGCUUCUAUUCCUUGGUCUCCUAGAUUGCCCACCUUCGGACAUUAGGCGCAGCUUCUUAGCUGCGUGGACGGUAGCCUUGGCUUUUGAAGCUGUUUUCGUGGUCUUCGGUCUAUUGACGCCGAAAUUAUCUGGUCUUGCAAGAACUGGGCGCGUUGCCUUGCAAAUAGCUCGCGCCGCGUUCCUCUUGAUUUUAAUUGGUAUCAGUUUCGGAAACCGUCUUACACGUUAUGCAGAAAAAGCCAGCGACGAGGAAAUUACACCCUUACUGGCCAGGAUCGAAAGCCACUUCAGCACAUCUGGUGCCCACCAUGUGAAUGGUGACACUUGUGGAUCUGCUCAAGCCGAAGAUUUGAAGGCGGGAGAUAAGGACUCGACUCAGUCGAAAUCAAACAACGAAUACGAGGAUACCGAUAACGAGGAUGAAGAUAAUGCGGAGCAAGGAAAGCUCAAAAAAGAGUGGUGGGUAUACACCAAGGCAUUCGCAAUAUUCCUUCCACAUCUGUGGCCAAAGGAAAGUCUCAAACUCCAACUUCAUUUCCCGGCGCUGGGCCUUUGUCUACUGGGUCAUAGGGCACUCAAUGUGCUGGUUCCACUUCAACUUGGAGUCGUUGUCAACGUACUCAGAGAAUCUGGUGGUAGUGUUCCAUGGCUAGAAGUUGGUGUCUACGUCGUGCUUUGCCUCGUCGACUCUUCUGCUGGACUAAGUCUCAUCCUGUCAUGGUUGUGGAUGCCUAUAGGCAGAAACGCAACGGAAAAGCUAAGCGCUGCCGCUUAUAACAAAGUCAUGAACCUAUCAAGCGACUUCCACGACUCUAAGAAAAGUGGCGUGCUGUGGAAGGCGGUUAGUCGGGGUGAGGCGCUGAGCGAUCUUUCUUACACGAUCGGCUUCGAAAUGAUACCAAUGUCAGCUGAUCUAUGCAUUGCUGUUGCCGUGCUCGGCUGGCUGUUUGGUGCAUACAUGUCCUUCAUUGUCGCUGUAGCCUCUGUACUUUACCUGUGGGCUACCGCCAAAACCAUCCCCUUGAAGACGAGGUGUCAACGGAAUCUCAUAAACGCCUGGGAAUCCGAAUAUUCACAGAUGACGGAAUCGUCGCUGAACUGGACCACUGUUUCAUACUUUAACCGAAUCGGUUACGAGCAAAACCGAUACAAGGACGCGAUCAAAAUCAGCCAGGGUAAACUGAUACGAUAUCAGGUACUCGCUCUCAUCGUCACUGCCGUACGUGCAUUGGUUCUCGAACUAGGUAUGCUAGCCGCCGCCAUACUCGCGGCUUACCAGAUAUCUCAAGGCAAGAGAAGUGUAGGAGACUUUGUUGUCCUCAUCACAUACUGGGCUCAGCUAACACUUCCACUUCACUACUUUGCUAACGGAUUCUCGAAGAUUGCAAAAUCACUUGUUGACGCUGAGAAGCUCUUGGAGCUUCUCCAGACGGAACCCACAGUCGACAAUCAUACCGAUGCUGCCGAGUUUGUCCUCAAACAAGGUCAGGUCGAUUUUGAUAGAGUAUGUUUCUCCUACGAUGGCAAACGACAAGUUGCCGACAAUCUAUCCUUUCGCGUUGAACCUGGUCAGACGGUCGCGCUGGUUGGUGAAACAGGAGGAGGCAAGUCUACUAUCCUCAAACUCCUUUUCCGCUUCUAUGAUGUGACUAGUGGAAAUAUAAUGGUUGAUGGGCAAGACAUUCGACAUGUCACCCUAGAGAGUCUACGAGCCAACAUUGGAUGUGUCCCGCAGGAUCCUGUACUUUUCAAUCAAACCAUACUACAGAAUCUACGAUAUGCAAAGCUCGACGCGAGUGAGGAGGAGGUCCAAGCCGCUUGUAAAGCAGUCGCGCUGCAUGAAAAAAUCAUGUCAUUCACAAAAGGGUACUCGGAGAAAGUCGGAGAGCGUGGAGUGAAGCUUUCCGGCGGCGAGUUGCAACGAAUUGCCAUAGCGCGUGCCAUACUCAAGAACCCGAAAAUACUGCUUCUUGAUGAAGCUACAAGCAGUGUUGAUAGCGAAACGGAAACAAUCAUUCAAGACAGUCUGAAAAAGCUUUGUGCUGGUAGAACCACUUUUGUUGUUGCUCAUCGUCUGUCUACCAUUGCUCAUGCAGAUCUAGUCAUGGUCAUAAAGAACGGCCGCAUAAUCGAAAGGGGAAGUCACGACAGGCUCAUGCAAGUCAGUGGCUGCUAUAGCAAGCUAUGGACUCGACAGCUUCGCCUUCAGACUGGCAACGACCGGCCCAGAUUACGGAGUCGCUCACCAGAAAAGACCACAGCGCUCGUAGAUGAUGUGACCGACUGUGAUGUUGGGAGCCGUAAAGGCCUCCUCCAAAACAAAAGGCAAGAAAACCGGCGCUCGGAGGAGGGCUAUGGAUCGAUCGAACAAGCCGGAGAUGAAGGGAAAGCCGCACAGCCUGUAAUGGAUGCUAAAGUACGAGGUCGCAGUCCACGCCGAGAUGACGAAGCUUGCUCACGAUCCGACUCAAUGCACAAAAAGAACCCUAGCUCAAAUUCAUCUCUACGCAAGGAUGAAAACACCCUUCAGGAAAGGAGGUCUCGAUCUACCUCGUCGGCACCGACCACCUUGAAGCCUGACGCACCAGAGUUCGUGCCCCACAGGCUACCAAGAAACAUUCCAUACCUGAGCGGCCACACUGAAAGCCCCCAGAAUUCAGAUGCUCAUUUUCGGUCUGAGUCUCGCAUCGCUCUAUCUCGAGCUGCGAUAGAGGGUAAGGAGAAUGCGCCCUUCUCAAAAGAACCAUCAGUGACUCAAUCGACUUCAGCAAUCCCAUCCCUGUCGGGAGAGGAGUUCACCAGAGCCGGGUCCUCCGUUCCAGAUGGCCACAGAAAAAGGGGCAAGAGGACUGAAAACGCUUCAGCUACGACAUCCAGCACUGAGAUUCAAGCAUUCGAGCCAUGUAGGACGAGUAAAAAAUGGCAGGAAAGGAAGCCGGCGUUCAAUUCCAGACGCGAUCUCAGCAAAAGUGAACCACAUGCUUCAUCCGAAGUAAAUGGGACGGAAGGGCAGGGAGCAGAGUGGGAGUCUGCAUCGUAUCCUGGCUCAAGACAUUGCGAUCGAGAUGAGAUGAGUGGAAGGAGUCGAUCGUCGACGCAUAACGAAGCACUUCUAUCAACCCCCAGGACUAAUCGAGAUGGUCGUAUUUUGAAUAAUCACAAGACUCAACAUGGCAAGGCCGAGGGUGAAAGUAGUGAACCUUGCAAAGCGAGAAGAUCAUGA